This is a messenger RNA of Salvia hispanica, 946 nucleotides long. Its product is annotated as cytochrome oxidase complex assembly protein. Lineage: Eukaryota; Viridiplantae; Streptophyta; Magnoliopsida; Lamiales; Lamiaceae. The record is from RefSeq and is a predicted model, not a curated record.
GAAAACACAGUCAAGGAAAAGCAGUCAGGCAUAACAAUGGCGGGCCGAAGGGUCCUCUCCGUGCUCAAAAACAGACCAGCGGCGCCGAAACCGCCUCCAGAGCCCGCGCCACAGCCCUCCGCGCCAGCAGAUGAAGGGAGAUCGAAAUCAUGGGGUCGUAGAAUAGUCUCGGGAGCAUUACUCUGCUUGACAGGGGGCGUAGCUUUGAGUGCUCUUGAUGACCUAGUCAUUUACCAAGGCUGCAGCAGCAAGGCAAUGGAGAAAGCCAGCAAGAACAAGGCAAUAAUUGACGCAAUUGGGGAGCCAAUUGUGCGAGGUCCUUGGUAUAACGCAUCACUUGCUGUAGCACACAAGCGGCACUCUGUAUCUUGCACCUUUCCCGUCUCUGGACCUCAAGGCUCUGGAAUAUUUCAGCUGAAAGCAGUAUGCAAUGAAGAUCAGGGUCUGUUUUCCAUCUUGCGUGCCCGUGACUGGGAGAUCCUUAUCAUGGAAGCUCUCCUUCACGUUCCUGGCAACGAUGAGAAGGAACGGACAUUCCGAAUAAACAUUUCAGAUGAUCCCCCUCUCGAAUGCAAGUCGUGUGUUGCUGCUUGCCCUUCCACCCCUACCCCUCAACUGCCACCCAUUGCUCAGAACAAUCAAUCGUAGCUUCUUAUCAAGGUUUCUUUCUGUGAACAAUUCAUUUAUAUUUUCUUUAUUUCAAUCGGUAACUAUGUUAUCGUCCCUAAAAUCUCAGUGUUCAAUAAUACUAUUAUUGGGAUUUUGAUAGUUAGACAGAGAUUGGCGAAAUUUAUUUUGGUAGGCAGACCAUGUUCCAACUUCCAUGAAUAAUUGACGAAGGUUAGAUAUUUGAUACAAGCCUUCACUUUUGAUACACCUUCAUAAUUCUUGUAAUUUUUAUCAAAUCUAUCCAUAGCUGUUUAAUAAUAGUGUCGAUUUUAUUUCA